AUGGGUAUCAAAAUCAUCAUUGUAGGAGGCAGUGUCGCUGGCCUUUCUCUUGCCAAUAUGCUAGAGAGAUUCGACAUCGAUUACACGAUUCUCGAAGCGUAUUCUGAAAUUGCGCCCCAAGUUGGAGCUAGCAUCGGCUUACUUCCUAACGGCCUGCGCAUUCUGGAUCAAUUAGGCUGCUAUGAGCGACUCCGAGAGGCUGCUGGAAACUACUAUCACAGGGUGACCUUCCGCGAUGCGAAUGGGAAACCCAUCUCCUCAACGCCCGGACCUACAAUGUCAGAAAGAAUGGAGAAACACGCCGGAUACGCGUCUUUGUGGGUAGAUAGACAAAUGUUACUUCAAAUCCUGUACGACAACUUGAAACAAAAGGACAAAGUCCUCACGAACAAGCGCGUCGUCCACGUGGAAACCAGCUCUACAGGAGUUGUGAUCACGACGGAAGAUGGAUCGACACAUACCGGCGAUAUCCUGGUUGGCGGUGAUGGAGUUCAUAGUAAGGUACGGGAAGAGAUGUGGCGGAUAGCUAGUGUCUCUGAUCCAAUUGCAUUUCCCCAAGAAGAGAGAUCAAUUGCACAAUCGAGUAUGAAGUGCAUCUUCGGAAUUUCUAGACAACCAGUAAACUUCCCGCCUGGUGCCACUCAGCAGAGCACCUUUUUCCGAGGCCAUCUAUACUUGGUUAUAUCCGCACCGGGAAACCGGGUGUAUUGGUUCCUGUUCCACGAAUUAGGAGAGACAAAAUUCGGAAAAGACAUUCCUAAAUUCUCUAAGGAGGAUGAGUUGCUCCUGUCGACACAACACCGAGAAGAUCACAUCACAGAAGAACUGACGUUCGGGGAUCUCUACGACAACCGCAUCAAGUCUACAUUGGUCCCAUUAGAGGAACAUGUCUUCAGGCGAUGGCAUUUCCAGAGGAUUCUUAUUAUCGGUGAUGCGGCAACCAAGGUCCAUCCGAUCUCAGCUCAAGGAGGAAACGGUGCGAUUGAGGCGGCAGCGAAUCUUGUCAACGCCCUCACGCGUAACGAGAUUCCAACGUCUCCAGACCUCCAACUCGAAUUCAUCGAAAAGGCGCUGAGUGAAGUAUGCGCAAUUCGAUAUGAACGGGCCUCCAGCAUGAUGAAGAAGGGUCGUCGGGAUGGCGCAUUCCUCUGCCAACAGCCGCCGUUUUCAGGGCUUAUUAUACAUUACGUUUUGCCCUGGCUCGGGGAUGACCUCUUCUUCAGGGAGGUUCUCAAGCAGUCUCUUGCUGGUCCACAUAUCGAGAAGCUCCCUGCACCGGAAAGACCCCAUACGACGCCUUACAAUGACGAGUUGCCUCCAAUUUCUUCAAGGUACUGCUUGUUUGGUUGGACUACCGGGACGCUCUUAGUGGUGACUCUUGGUAUGUCUCUAUACCUAGCUCAAAGUGCUGGACGGUUGGUAUGGGUGGCCAAAAGCCGCUAG
Molecule: messenger RNA, 1443 nt
Organism: Colletotrichum scovillei
Lineage: Eukaryota; Fungi; Ascomycota; Sordariomycetes; Glomerellales; Glomerellaceae
Product: FAD binding domain-containing protein
Exons: 4
Coding region: 1-1443 (480 amino acids)
Molecular function (GO): FAD binding
Source: RefSeq, a predicted model, not a curated record